Molecule: messenger RNA, 3378 nt
Organism: Esox lucius (northern pike)
Lineage: Eukaryota; Metazoa; Chordata; Actinopteri; Esociformes; Esocidae
Gene: hrh2b
Product: histamine receptor H2b
Exons: 3
Coding region: 351-1463 (370 amino acids)
Biological process (GO): adenylate cyclase-activating adrenergic receptor signaling pathway
Cellular component (GO): membrane
Molecular function (GO): G protein-coupled receptor activity
Source: RefSeq, a predicted model, not a curated record
AGUUCACCACAGAGAGAACUCUGUUGCCUCAUAAAUCUCCCUUGGUUUCUCCAAAAAGCAGAACACGGGUAAGACGUUUGGUUUCUCCAAAGAGCAGAACACGGGUAAGACGUUUGGUUUCUCCAAGGAGCAGAACACAGGGCACCUUCUGUGAAAUAGUGAAAAACAGAGAUUAACCAUUCUGAAGUGUUUGUGAAUCCGAUGGACUCCGACAGCUGAUUGGUCAAGGUCAUUAAAACCCUUCGACAGAUUGCUACAAAGAGAGUUUAGGGACCUUGAUUCAAUGUAAUACGUAUCGCUGCCUGUAGCGUAGAGACGCGGCUGGUCAGAGCGGCUGGCGGAGGAACACCAUGAUCUCCACGGCUCUCUGUUGGAUGUUUUUAGCGUCCUUCAUUGGGCUGACCAUCGGCGGCAACAUGCUGGUGUGUUUGGCUGUGGGGCUCAGCCGCCGCCUGCGCAGCAUCACCAACUGCUUCGUUGUGUCGCUGGCCGUGACGGACCUGUUGCUGGGCCUUCUGGUGCUGCCCGUCUCUGCCACCCUGGAGUUGAGAAGCAGACACUGGCCACUAGGGGGCGCUCUGUGUAACCUCUACAUGUCUCUGGACGUGAUGCUCUGCACUGCGUCCAUCCUGACCCUGCUGGCCAUCAGCGUGGACCGCUACCUGGCCAUCUCGGCCCCACUCCGUUACCCCCGCAGGGUCACGCCGCCCCGCGUAGCCCUGGCCGUCACCACCAUCUGGGGCACGUCCUUGGUCAUGGCCUUCGUCCCCAUCCACCUGGGCUGGAACACGGCCAACUUCAGGGUCCAGAACCUGGACUGGGGCGUUCAGGAUGACGCGGGGGAGGGACACACCUGCCGCUUCGAGUGGCUCAACGACUACGUGCUUCUGAACUCCUUUUGCACCUUCUACCUCCCACUGCUGGUUAUGUGCCUGGUGUACCACCGCAUCAUUCGGAUAGCCCGUGAACAGGCGCGGCGUAUCCAAGCCGCCACUCCCUCAUUUGCCCGUACGGCUUCGGCGGCAGCCACAGUCCAGGAACACAAGGCCACAGUGACUCUAGCAGCCGUUCUGGGGGCCUUUGUUAUCUGCUGGUUUCCCUAUUUCACCUUCUUCACCUACAUGGGCAUGGUGGCAGAGACGAACCCUCCUGCUACUGCCUACUCCGUGGUGCUGUGGCUGGGAUACUUUAACUCCGCGGUCAACCCCAUCCUGUACCCGGCCCUGAACAGGGACUUCCGCAAGGCCUAUGGGGAGCUGCUGUGCUGCAGGGGGCUGUGGUGGAGACACGUGUCCACAGCCGUCCAUGAGUGUCUGGAGAUACAAGGGACCCACUCGAACAGACACUGGGGUACUGAUCUGAGAAAUGGCCACAAAGAUACCUUCCCCAAGGACAAUCAGCUGGAGAGGAAGAUCUUCACCCUGCAGGAGAGCAAUGACAGCUCCGUCCCGGAAAAGAUCUAGUGAAAUGCAUUAUAUAUAACACCGGACUUUACACCCUUAGAAAUAAGGUUCCAAAGGGGUUCUUUGCAGAGUAUAUUGUUCUAUCAAGAACCAAUUUGACCUAAAAAAAAAACUCUUGGUCUAAGUAAAAGCCAUAUCUCAGACUGGCCAAUAAAAAGAAAAGAUUAAGAUGGGCAGCAGAAUACAGACACUGGACAGAGGAAGACCUCUGCCUUAAAGGGCAGCAGCCCGGAGACGCCUCUUCAAUGUUGACUGGUUGAGACUGGUGUUUAGCGGGUACUAUUUAAUGAAGCUGCCAGUUGACAACAUAUAAGGCGUCUGUUUCUCAAGCUAAGCACUCUAAUGUAUUUGUCCGUUUGUUCAGUUGUGCACAAGGACUUCCCACUUCUCUUUUCUAUUCUGGUUAGAGACAGUUUGCGCUGUUCUGUAAAGGGAGUGGUACACAGCAUUGUAAUGUAACUGCUUUUCAUAUGAGAAACUGCUUGGUGGUAAUUUCUUAUAUGAAAUAGCCUUCAGUUUUCAGAACAAGGACAGACGGAUGAGAUUCAGAAGAAAGUUAUUUGUUUUUGGCUAUUUUGAGCCUGUAAUCAAACUCACAAAUGCUGAUACUGAAGAUACUGAACCUGUCACAAGCCCAGUUUUACUGCUUUUUUUAAUCAGCCCAUCAGUUCUCUGUGGUGCAAACAUAACCUGUGUGAAGCUGGCCCCCCACCCAACGCAAAAUAGGCUUAAUCGUUUGUGCUCCGUUUGUGCUGUUAAGGGGUUGUAAUAAUCAAUUAGCCUUGGAUUAGAAAACACAAAGUGCAUUUGGAACACAGGAGUGUUAGUUGCUGAUUAUGGGCCUCUGUACACCUAUGUAGAUAUUCGAUAAAUAAUUAGCAGUUUCCAGCUACAAUAGUAAUUUACCACAGUAACAAUGUCCAGACUUUAUUUCAGAACAAUUCAAUGUUAUUUAAAUGGACAAAAAAUGUAUAGGCUAAUAAGGCUACCUUACUGUAUGUAUACAGGAGCCUAGUAAAAACCCUCAGAAGAUCAAAGGAUUUCAGUUGUUAUGAUAGUUUGCUUCAGAUAAAAUGGUUAUUGGAGGAGCCUUUCAUAUAGAAUUCUGCAAUAUGUCCUACCUAGCUUCCAUAACGCUCCUUUUAUAGGGUUAAACCAAAAAACUUUUUUUUUUGGAGUAACUGACUGGAUGGGAAAUAGAUAACAUACAGGAAACUAAAGGAAGAGGUUAAACAGCCCACGAUAAUAUUAUCGCAUGCAACAAACAAGAUAAGUUGUCUUUCCAUUCUUGUGUAUGCAGACGUUAAACGGAGACACCCACAGUUGCGUGUUACCUUGUGUAUUUUAUCGGAUGUGUCCCAUUGGUCAGCCUUGUGGUAGAAAACCGAACUGUUAAUGAAAUACCAUCCACCAAAUGUAUGACAUACUGGACCAAUUAGAAAGCGAAUGGAAUGUAAGGUUGGAGACUGGAGGCAAUAUAGUUAAACCAGUUAAAUAAUAUAAAAGCAACACUGAGGAAUUUGGACUUGUCCAAAAUGGUAAAUCCUGCAUUGCUGGAGAAUGGUACAAGCUGCAAGGAGCGUGUUUUCAAUGAGCGUGCAGGUUGUUUUGCUGAGAGCGGCACUUGGCCUUUUAGUAGGUUUUGUUUUCCAUUUAUUAUGCUAUGUAUAUCUGUUAUAUUUAUUGUCAAGAAAUGAAGUGAAAAUAAAGCUCGACUUGCCAUCAGUUGGUGUCUGGUAUUCCUUCAGACACACCAACUGACACUCCUGUUAUACUUCUAUCCCUUUUGUGGGUCAUCAUUUAACCGGCUCCCAAGGAAUAUAUUUCAGCCUAAAUUCUUUUUUCUUCUUUGUCUUUUGAGUUGUCCAUGUUGACUGAACAGAAACUGGUGAAAUUUCUUGCAGCAUUAAAGGGA